GUGGGGGUUGGGAUUUACAGUCUCCUUUAACGCUUGCUGGGACCUUGGAAAAGAAGAGUUGCACCAUGUACAGCAAGUGAAAGAAAAGUCUGUGUGUUGCUUCCGACCCAAGUUGAGGCUUUUUCCCUGCUGUUUUCCAAGAGUGAAAGCUGUGCCUUUAAUAUACGUUGAGUGAGGUAACCGGGGAGGAAGAGCGGGGCUGAUAAGAAAAUCUGGAGAGAAAGAGGGCCUGUCCACCUUGCCCCUGAGAAGGUCUCCUCCAGGCAGAUGCUGUGCUGUUUAUGUGGUUGGAUGUUUGAAAGUUCACUUGUUUAAAAAGUCUACCCAUGAAGUCACCAUAAAGAGCGUGGAUCACACUUCCAGUAAACCUCAUUUGUUUGAGGUGGGGCUAAAAUGAGCAUAACCAGUGACGAAGUGAAUUUCUUGGUAUAUCGAUAUCUCCAGGAGUCAGGCUUCUCCCAUUCGGCCUUUACAUUCGGCAUUGAAAGUCACAUCAGUCAGUCCAACAUCAAUGGAACACUAGUGCCCCCUGCAGCUCUCAUCUCCAUCCUCCAGAAAGGCCUGCAGUAUGUGGAGGCCGAGAUCAGCAUCAAUGAAGAUGGAACCGUCUUCGAUGGUCGACCAAUAGAAUCCCUGUCUCUGAUCGAUGCCGUGAUGCCCGACGUCGUGCAGACCCGACAACAAGCCUUCCGAGAGAAAUUAGCUCAACAACAAGCUAGUGCGGCGGCCGCGGCGGCGGCAGCGACGGCCGCGGCGGCGGCUGCGGCGGCAGCUACUCCCGUUGCCAUUGCGCCACAAAACCCACCAAAGAAUGGAGAAGCCACUGUGAAUGGAGAGGAGAACGGGGCCCAUGCAAUAAAUAAUCAUUCAAAACCAAUGGAAAUUGAUGGAGAUGUUGAGAUUCCUCCCAACAAAGCCACGGUCCUCCGGGGUCACGAGUCAGAAGUGUUUAUCUGUGCCUGGAACCCUGUCAGUGAUCUCCUAGCCUCUGGAUCUGGAGACUCAACAGCACGGAUAUGGAAUCUGAACGAAAACAGCAAUGGUGGGUCGACUCAGCUUGUUUUGAGGCACUGUAUAAGAGAAGGGGGCCACGACGUCCCUAGUAAUAAAGAUGUUACUUCACUGGACUGGAAUAGUGAUGGAACGCUAUUGGCCACUGGUUCAUACGAUGGUUUUGCAAGAAUAUGGACUGAAGAUGGUAAUUUAGCAAGCACCUUAGGUCAACAUAAAGGUCCCAUCUUUGCUUUGAAAUGGAACAAAAAGGGGAAUUACAUUUUGAGUGCCGGUGUUGACAAAACAACAAUAAUUUGGGAUGCCCAUACAGGAGAGGCUAAACAACAGUUUCCUUUUCACUCAGCCCCUGCUUUGGACGUGGACUGGCAGAACAACACUACUUUUGCCUCCUGCAGUACUGACAUGUGUAUUCACGUAUGCAGACUUGGCUGUGAUCGCCCUGUCAAAACCUUUCAAGGACACACAAAUGAGGUAAAUGCAAUCAAAUGGGAUCCUUCCGGCAUGCUGUUAGCCUCCUGUUCCGAUGACAUGACAUUAAAGAUUUGGAGUAUGAAGCAAGAUACCUGCGUCCAUGACCUUCAAGCCCACAGCAAAGAGAUCUAUACCAUCAAGUGGAGUCCCACGGGCCCAGGCACCAGCAAUCCAAACUCCAACAUUAUGUUAGCGAGCGCUUCAUUUGAUUCUACUGUCCGCCUGUGGGAUGUUGAACGAGGAGUUUGCAUCCAUACACUAACCAAGCAUCAAGAGCCUGUCUACAGUGUAGCUUUCAGCCCUGAUGGAAAAUACUUGGCCAGCGGCUCAUUUGAUAAAUGUGUCCACAUCUGGAACACCCAAAGUGGGACCCUAGUACACAGCUACAGAGGCACGGGAGGGAUCUUUGAAGUGUGUUGGAAUGCUCGAGGAGACAAAGUGGGAGCCAGUGCAUCCGACGGAUCCGUUUGCGUUCUAGAUCUGCGGAAGUAGCAGCGAAGUGUUUUAGAAGAAAUUUUAAAUGGACCAGCAGUGAAUGUGUGGGCACUCUUCAAAAACAAUCUUAACAGCUCCAGAACUGUAUGAACUUGAAUCCAGUUAGAGUGUACAAUGAAACCAACCCUCCCUGGCCACGGGAGCCUAGUAUCUUUCUGUAAUCUUCAUCAUGGAGUAAAAACCACAGUCACAUCACAGGGGACAGGAUGGUUUCCAACUGGAACAAUCAGCCUUGGAAAGCAUGAAGCCACCAGCUAGACACACGCACUGUUUGGUUUGCAUCUGAGAACUCGCUCUGAUGGCUGAAAAAAAAUCAAAACAAACAAAAAAGCUGUGCCAAAAACAAACAAAAAGAAAUAGCAAAACGCUGUGAGAAACCAAAAGGGAAAACAAACCCUCCUCCUUGUGGCGCUGGGUUUUUUCCUUCCAAUUUGGGCACUACACUUCCUCUCCCAAAGGACGUUUAAGACCAGUUUGUACUGAUAAAACGCGCAACUUUGUAAUCACAACUCUUUCUAUUUUCUAGGG
Messenger RNA from Ornithorhynchus anatinus (platypus), 2508 nucleotides. RefSeq names its product transducin beta like 1 X-linked (gene TBL1X). Gene Ontology annotation, cellular component: histone deacetylase complex. Bases 394 to 1977 code for a protein of 527 amino acids. Gene Ontology annotation, biological process: regulation of transcription by RNA polymerase II. Gene Ontology annotation, molecular function: transcription corepressor activity; protein binding. The transcript is spliced from 17 exons. Lineage: Eukaryota; Metazoa; Chordata; Mammalia; Monotremata; Ornithorhynchidae. The record is from RefSeq and is a predicted model, not a curated record.